CCCACCAGGAGCAGCUCCGCUCCCGUCCCUGCCUUCCUGACAGGCUUCCCGGGAUAACCUGCAGCGCCAGCCCCGGGACCGCUGGGUGGAGGCCGCGGCUGCCAUGGCCGGGAGCUGCAAUAACGUCAGCCCGGGCACCGGGGAGAUCAUCCAGCUGAAUGUGGGGGGCACCAGAUUCAGCACAUCAAGACAAACCCUCAUGUGGAUCCCGGACUCCUUCUUCUCCAGCCUCUUGAGCGGAAGGAUUUCAACACUUCGGGAUGAAACUGGAGCAAUAUUUAUUGAUCGCGAUCCGACAGCAUUUGCACCUAUAUUGAAUUUCCUUCGAACAAAGGAACUGGAUUUAAGAGGAGUCAGUCUGAAUGUUCUGCGCCAUGAAGCUGAAUUCUAUGGAAUUACUCCUCUGGUAAGAAGAUUGUUGUUAUGUGAAGAACUGGAGCGCUCCUCAUGUGGCAGUGUGCUGUUCCAUGGCUAUUUACCUCCCCCUGCUAUUCCCAGCAGGAAGUUGACCUGCGAAGCUUCUUCCUCAGCUGAGAAUAAGGUGAUUCCGAGACCAUGCGAGGUAUCUGUCCAAGGGAGCGCCGCACAGCCCACCCUCUCCGGUGUAGAAGGGGUGGUGAAACUAGGAUUCCCAGUGGAUCCCCGGAAAGUACUAAUAGUAGAGGGCCAUCACAACUGGAUUGUCGCUGCCUACGCUCAUUUUGUGGUGUGUUACAGCUGGUAUGACUGCGAUCACCAUGAACAUAAAACAAUAAAGGAGUCCUCCGGCUGGCAGCAGGUUUUCUCAAGCCCCUAUCUAGACUGGACUAUUGAAAGGGUGGCUCUCAAUGCAAAAGUUGUGGGAGGUCCCCACGGUGAUAAAGAUAAGAUGGUGGCCGUCGCCUCGGAGAGCAGCAUCAUCCUUUGGAGCAUACAGGAUGGAAGCAGCGGAAAUGAAAUAGGUGUGUUCAACCUUGGCGUGCCAGUGGAUGCGCUCUUCUUUAUUGGUAACCAGCUGGUUGCGACCAGUCAUACAGGGAAGGUCGGGGUGUGGAACGCCGUCACUCAGCACUGGCAGGUACAAGAUGUGGUUCCCAUCACCAGCUACGACACCGCUGGAUCAUUUCUUCUCCUGGGAUGUAACAAUGGAUCAAUCUAUUAUAUAGAUAUGCAGAAGUUCCCACUACGUAUGAAGGACAAUGACCUUCUGGUCACGGAAUUGUACCACGAUCCCUCCAACGAUGCCAUCACUGCACUGAGUGUCUACCUCACCCCGAAAACAAGUGUCAGUGGAAACUGGAUAGAGAUCGCUUACGGCACAAGCUCUGGAGCGGUCCGGGUGAUUGUGCAGCAUCCAGAGACCGUAGGCUCCGGCCCACAGCUCUUCCAGACCUUUACCGUGCACAGGAGCCCGGUGACGAAGAUCAUGCUGUCCGAGAAACACCUGGUGUCAGUUUGUGCGGACAAUAACCAUGUCCGGACCUGGACAGUAACUCGCUUCAGGGGAAUGAUCUCCACCCAGCCUGGGUCAACUCCACUCGCCUCCUUCAAAAUCCUAUCCCUGGAGGAGACAGAGAGCCAUGGCAGCUAUUCUUCAGGCAAUGAUAUAGGGCCUUUUGGAGAACGAGACGACCAGCAAGUGUUUAUCCAGAAGGUGGUUCCUAUAACUAAUAAGUUGUUUGUUAGGCUUUCUUCAACUGGAAAAAGAAUCUGUGAAAUCCAAGCAGUCGACUGCACGACCAUCACAUGUUUUACUGUCCGGGAAUGUGAAGGAUCGAGCCGGAUGGGCUCCAGGCCCCGGCGCUAUCUCUUCACAGGACACUCAAAUGGAAGUAUUCAAAUGUGGGACCUGACAACCGCAAUGGAUAUGGUGACCAAGACGGAAGAUAAAGAUGUUGGAGGCCCAACGGAGGAAGAGCUCCUAAAGUUAUUAGACCAGUGUGACCUGAGUGCUUCCCGCUGCGCCACACCGAAUAUCAGCCCGGCCACCUCUGUGGUUCACCAAAGUCGCCUACGAGAUUCUAGCUCCAGUUUACAACUUCAUCAUGAGACGAUACAUGAAACCGCCACUUACGGCUCUGUGAGACCGUACCGCGAGAGCCCCUUGUUGGCACGAGCCCGGCGUACAGAAAGCUUCCACAGCUACCGGGAUUUCCAAAACUUUAGCUUCAACAAAAACAACAUCGAGAGGGGUGACCCAGAAAAUGGGAAUCUACUUCCGAAAAAUGAGAUGCGACCAAGUGAUCACGAAAGCUGCCUCCUCGAUAAAGCCACAACGGCACAAAAACCGACCAAGUGUAUGGAGAGCGCUGGCGAGUGCAUCCGCCAUCCUGAGAGCACCGAUGUCAGGAGGAGGAUCGUGGAGGAAGAAAGUGAACUCAAGUCUGAAUCGAGGAAGAAAAGCGGCUUCGAAGGUGCGUUCCUCAGCAGACGGAAGGUUUCUCAAGUACCUCACUUAAGCUCGUCGCCAGGUGACGGUGGAAAUGAGUCGUCUGGGACCGCCUCACCUUCUCCUACAAAGUCCUCCACUUCACCACGGCGUAAAAAAAGUGACUCCUCCUGCCAGGACUAUGCAUUAUAAUAUAAAAUAAUCCUCAAUGAGCUAAUCAUGCUGCACAAGUGGAUUCAACACUAAACUCAGCCCAAAGUGCUGAUCAGGAGUAGAGGGGAGUCACACGAUGCAAAUGUCCCCCCGCCAUGACUUCUAGGAAAUCACAAGUACCAUAAUUCACAGUCUUGGGUAGUGGUUGUAAUGGUGUCCCUAGUAUUUAAAGGGAUUAUCCAGGUUUAAGUGAAGCUGCUGUAUAAUAUCUCCAGCAUUGCUCUGGUCCCUCCUGUACUGGUCUGUCUCUACAUACAUUACGUCCAUGGGCAAGACAUAUUUACAUAGAAGUCUGUCAUCGGUGGAUGCACUAUGGUGACCAUUCAUUAAGACCAGCAUUUUCCACGCCGGUCUAACGUCCCUCUUCGCUGCCGGAUCAAACACCAAAGUUAUGUAGAGGCGACAGACUGAACCCGGCGUGGAACAUAAUAAAUGAGCUGGACCCACACCACGUGGUGGUAGUUAUGGCGCACAUAAGCUAUGCACCAAGACUUGCAAAACCUUUACACCACUUUUGGCGUGAUAAAUGUCCUCCGUAAAUGUGGACAAAUAGACCUUUUCUGGUCACCAGCGUGCCUAGGGAGCCAAUCAAUGUAGAAGAUGUGCGUACCCUCAGUAGAGGCACGAAAGCAUCACCUGUUUGUUCCACUACCACAUUUUCUAUUAUGAGACCAUAUUUCCCCCAUCUGAGACAGCGAAUGCUAAAGUAUAGAUCCAUAAUGGGAAAUAAUGGAAAGUUGCUGGUGAGCACCAUCUCUAAUUACAAAGGGAGCUUUUACAUUCCUGUCUGAAAGCAGCAUAGGAUAAGAGACGCUGAGCUUGGAGACGCUGAGCUUGGAAAUAUAGAGAUAUAGAUAUGUGGUUUAGUAUUUCCAUGUAAAAUGGCAAAAUUGAUGUAAAACAUCUCAAAGGGGUCGC
Bufo gargarizans (Asiatic toad) is the source of this 3499-nucleotide messenger RNA. RefSeq names its product potassium channel tetramerization domain containing 3 (gene KCTD3). Gene Ontology annotation, biological process: protein homooligomerization. Gene Ontology annotation, molecular function: protein binding. The transcript is spliced from 19 exons. The coding region runs from base 104 to 2560 and encodes 818 amino acids. NCBI's taxonomy places the organism in Eukaryota, Metazoa, Chordata, Amphibia, Anura, Bufonidae. The record is from RefSeq and is a predicted model, not a curated record.